Molecule: messenger RNA, 3440 nt
Organism: Elgaria multicarinata webbii
Lineage: Eukaryota; Metazoa; Chordata; Lepidosauria; Squamata; Anguidae
Product: KIAA0753 ortholog
Exons: 17
Coding region: 121-2697 (858 amino acids)
Biological process (GO): centriole replication; protein localization to centrosome
Cellular component (GO): centriolar satellite
Source: RefSeq, a predicted model, not a curated record
GCCGUUCCCUGGCGUCCUCCGGUUGCUAAGGGAGAGGCUGCGGCGCCUCCGGCUCGCUCCUCACGCCAGACCGCGGUCGCUCGUGGGCCUGGGCCGGAGCUCUCGGCAACGUCCUGAUAGAUGACGGGAGACCUCCACCCUCCGAGCCUCCUGCCCGCAGCGGCGAUGGAACCCAGGGAAGCAGCGGCAGCCGGCGUUCCUUCGACAUCCCAUCCUCCACGGCUGGACCGAAGCGACAAGAGGGCCCCGCAGAACCAGCUCCAGUUCAGUCGGACGGCGCCUGCCCUGGCCCAGAACCUGCCUGUGCGCUACAGCAGCCCCCGCCCCAUCGUCAUAGAGAAGCUGCCACAGCCGGAGAGCCGGCGGGAUCGAGGGGCCGGCGAUGGACUGGACGCCCGGGGCUCCGUGGAGUUUUCCGUCGUCUCCGAAGAGGAGCUCAACCGAGCCGUCCAGCUGGCCAGGAGGGACGUGAAGCGCCGGCACCUGAAGGAGCAAGCGAGGCAGCAGCAGCAGCUGCUCAGGAAGGAGGCGGGGCCGGCCGGCUGCCCUCGGGGCCACGAGUCCCGCGGGCAGCUUGCAGGGCCGAGAGGCUCCCGGGCCCUCCUGAGAGCUGGGCGCCAGAUGGGCCUCCGCUCCCAGAUGGAGACGCCGGCCUCCAGGGCCAAGGUCUUCCUCUACGCGCCCACGCGGGCCGCGUCGGACCCGGCUCUGUCCGACUCGCCCCCCACCCGUGACCCGGGGCCCGGCCCCCCCGCACCAGUCCUCAGGAAGGAGGAGCAGCAGCAGGAGGACAAAAGCAGCCGGGAGAUCUGGUGCUUGCAGAAGGAGCUGCAGCUCUACAUCCAGAAGAUUGAAGAGCUGGCCAGGAAAGAGAGAAGUGAGAAAAUGUUGGAUCCUGAUGAAGAGCGGCGCGUCCGUGUCCGGAGGCAGGAACAAGCCGUGCGCUCGGCCCGGAUGCUCUACGUGCUCCAGCAACAGGUAAAAGAAAUCCAGGAGGAUCUGGAGAAGCUGAGUCCUCAUAAAACCAAGCACACAAAGAAGUCCCGAGCCAUGGCCCGGUUGGCAGCAGCUCAUAGAGGAGCCAUCCGGGCCCUGCAGGCCUUUGUUGCCCACUGCGCUGACCAGCCGGAGCAGCGGCCGGCCCCGGCCCAGUGCAAGGAGCUGGGCCACCUCGUCCGGCAGCUCUCCCUCUGCUCCGCCCGCCUCGAGAUGGACUCCUGCGUGCCGGACAUCGUCAUAGACCUCCUGCUUCAAAUAGAGGACUUGGACGCUCUGCUGGCGCGGAAGGCGUCUCCCAGGAGUGGGCUGGAAGGGCUCCCCGCCUCCCAGGCCGACCCACUGAAGGGCCCCACCGGAUUGCCCAGGCGGGAGAAGGCGGCUUGCGCCUUGGAGCCCAGGAAGCCGCCAGUGGCCAGGAGGCUGCUCCCCGAUGCGCAUCCUGAGCCUGAGGGCAUCCUGGCUCCCCCCAAGAGAAGCAGCCCCGGCGGCAGCGCUGCGGCCCAAGCCAGGCGGGAGGCCCUGGGGAGGCCGGGGGCUGGCCUUGAGCGCGCCCCCCCACGGAAGAGCGGUCUCCUGGUUUCCACCAGACCACAGGGCAGUUCUCGGCCGCCCAGGGCGAAAGUAGCGCCGCCGCCCGUAGCCAAGCAGGCCCGGUUCCAAGAGCCCACCGUCGCCUUCCGGCUCAAGGAGACGAAGCCGCCCGUCCGCGAGAGCAGGACCCCCUGGCUGCCCCCCAGCCUCGCUUCCCCCCUGGCCUCGUCUCAGCGGCACCCAGAGAGAAGCCCCAGAAGCCGAGACCCUUCUCUAGGCGGAGAGGCGGCGGGCGAAGGGAAACUCGGCACCCCUAAAAAAGACGCACUCAGGGCUGACGGCACCUAUCCGACCCAGAGCAUGGAGGAGGAGGAGGCCGGGCGCGUGGUCCAGGAGCGUCUGGAGCCCCUCUUGGCAAAAGCUCAGAGGGCGAAUCUCUCCGUGGGAAGCGGAAGCAGCAGCAGCGCCGGCCCGAAGGAGCCCUUGAGGGACCCCCCGCAGCGGCCCCCGGAUGCCGGGAAGGUGUCUGCUGCUUUGGAGCUGGGCAAGAAGGCGGAGCGUGAGCCGGAUCCUGCGCUCAGCGCCUCUGACCUGGAGACGAUGCUGCAAAGGAUGGAGGAAAUUGAGCGCUCCCAAGAGGCCGUGCGCAGGAGAUACACCCGGGUGGUUUACUCUGAUCCCGAAUUCUGGGCCCAGGAGGAGAGGAGGGGGAGCGCGUGCGCCACGGAAGACCCGACAGCGCCUCAUCCCAUCCAGAUAACGGAGACGGGGCGUCGCAAAGAGCUGCAAGUGGAUAUUGUGUUAGGGAAGCCCCUGGACGCCAAUGCCGUGGAGGGGGACACGGAGGCGGCAGAUGAGCCCCGGCGUGGCGCUCCGCAUCCCUCGGCGUGGCGCGUGGCUCCCCAAAAGGAGGUGGCCAGCGCCUUCCUCUCGGUGCCCAAGGACGUGCUCCAGAGCAUCUGGGACUACGGGGCCCGAUUCGAGCAGCACCUGAAGCGCCUCUCCCACGAGGCGGUGGGCAACUUCGACCCCUGGCACGUCGCGGAGAACCUGGCGGAGCAGCUGGCCGAGGAGGCUGUGGCAGACGUGGCGGCUGAGCUGCAGGGGCUGUGCGAGGACUACGCGGAAGCCGUCUUCACCGCCGAGUUCCUGCAAGCGGCCGAGUGAGCGGCGCUGCUCCUCCUCCUCCUCCUCCUCCUCCUCCGUCAUCGGCCCUGGGCAACUGCUGUCCGGAAGGAACCGCCGCAGACCUGCAAGGAAAGACUCUGCCUUUGGGGUGGGGGGAUUUUAGGGCUCCCAAACCGCUCCCUCCGUGCCGGGGCGGCCCAGUCCUCCAGGAGGCAGGGCUGCACAUUCUGACCUGCGUUUGCACCCUGGACUCCCUACUGGGGUCCUACUUGGGCCCCUUCGGCGGUCCAGGCGGUGUUGGGUGGGCACGGGGGGGGGGGCGGUGAUUGUGGAAGCUCUGCUUCUGCAGCCUUUGUGGUCAAGCCCCUUCCCCCCUCCCCCCGCAGCCAGGGGCCUGUGAGUCCCCAGAUCAAGGCUUGGGCCGACAUUGUGGGAACUUCACUGGUGGUGUUGUGGUGCUCCGUGUGAGAAAGGCCCUCUGUCCGUGCCCCGUGAGACCCUUCCCCUGCCUCCCAUCCCGUGUGAUUUGCCUGCUGUUCCAUCCUGCAGGAGGGAAGGGAAAGUCCUGAGGGAGUUGCCGCCGCUGCCACCGCCGGGCACUUGAACCGCCCCGUUGCGCAGAGUGCCAUUUCUGAGGCUGAGAGGUUUCCCCCAAAGCCCGUCCUUUCUAAAAUAAAAUGUAAAGCUUUAUUUUUCUAUUGCGUGAUUUAAGAUCCCACUUUGGGUAGAGGUAAUAUUUAUGACACACUGGAAGGUUUUGUGCAUUAAAGCAGUCAAUUCAA